AAAUCCAAACUUUUGUUCCAGGGAAAGGAGUGUGUGCGUUGGCAUUGACAAUGGGAUAAAGGGAAUCUCGCGUAUUUUCUUCUAUCCGCGUCUCUGUUCUGUUCUCUUUGUUUGUUCUCUAGGAAAAUAGAAAAUAGGGUGGUGGAGAGAAAACGCAGCCAAGCCAAGAGAUAUUUUUCUCUGUCUCGACUACAUUAGAGGGUGGGAAGGGAGAGAUGUCCGCUGCCGCAGGGUUAGCCACCGGGAGGCUCUUGCUGCUAUCUACUGCCGCCACCGCCGUCACGAACCCUGCUUCUUCUCUCUUCACUGCUUCGGCAUCUCCAGAAUUUCACUCCAAAUCGCUGCGAGCGGCGAACCCUAAUUUCCGCUACUCGCAUCCGCGGAGGAGGCCCCCCUUCAUUCUCAAGCCGGCGUGGCUUUGUGGAAGUAAGAGAAGAGGCCAAGAAGAUAAUGAUGCUAUUGCUUCUGGAGCUGAGGAGGAGAAUGUGGUUGCCAGGUUUGGUUCUGAUGAAGAAAGUGGCAUCCGAAUUCCUACCCAAGCGCAGUCCCUUGUUGAAGGUUCUACUACAGUUAUGAUGUCAGAGCCUAAACCUGUCCCUGAUGUAGACUAUCUACAGGAGCUGCUAGCCAUUCAACAACAAGGUCCUAGAUCUAUCGGUUUCUUUGGAACGAGGAAUAUGGGCUUCUUGCAUCAGGAACUCAUUGAGAUUCUGAGUUAUGCUUUAGUUAUAACAAAGAACCAUAUAUACACCUCAGGUGCCUCUGGCACUAAUGCUGCUGUUAUUCGAGGGGCGUUGAGAGCAGAGAAACCAGAAUUGCUCACAGUGAUUCUCCCACAGAGUUUGAAAAAGCAACCGCCAGAAAGCCAGGAACUGCUUGAAAAGGUACAAAACGUGAUCGAAAAGCCUUACAAUGAUCAUCUGUCGUUGGCCGAAGCUAGCAGGCUGUGCAAUAUGGACAUAAUCUCGCAAGUACAGCAAGUGAUUUGCUUUGCAUUUCACGAUAGCCGGUUGCUAAUGGAGACCUGCGAAGAGGCCAAGAGCAUGAGGAAAAUAGUGACUCUGUUUUACCUGGACUGAAGAAGCAAAGUUUGUAAGAUUUAUAGCUGCCUACGCAUUCGAGGUUUCGAUAGAGAUGAAGAAAGGGUCAUGGAUAUUCUUUUUGGUCUGUAAAUUAGGUCAUUGAGGGGGAUAGAUUUAGAUUGAACAUUUGAAUACUGGAAGCUAAUUUGUAAGAUGAUGGGGAGGCACUUGUUUUUCUUAAGUUCACCGAAUUGAAAAUUUGAAACGAUUUUGGCAUUCAAGGGUGAUUUAUAUGCCAAAUAGCACUCAUGUAGAUCUGGGACAGGAUGAUAUCUCAGUAGCCUUGUGGUGUAUUCGAGGAAAAUAUUUUUACAGGAGCUGUUGUGGUCACCUGAAUUCGUUGGCCAUGUUUCGGCCGACACUGCUGCUGCUAGAAUACAGUCGGCUAAUUCCGGCGAGUACCACAAGGAAGACGAGACAGAGGAAUAGACUAAAAAUCUUUGCUUUGAUUUGGUGAUGGUUUGUCGGAUAUCUUUGCCGACAAUACAGUGGCCAUUUUUGU
Linum trigynum is the source of this 1584-nucleotide messenger RNA. NCBI's taxonomy places the organism in Eukaryota, Viridiplantae, Streptophyta, Magnoliopsida, Malpighiales, Linaceae. The record is from the annotation of a GenBank genome assembly.